This is a messenger RNA of Tetranychus urticae (two-spotted spider mite), 1328 nucleotides long. The record is from RefSeq and is a predicted model, not a curated record. Lineage: Eukaryota; Metazoa; Arthropoda; Arachnida; Trombidiformes; Tetranychidae.
AAGAAGAGUUGCGAUAUAAUGAAUUCAUUUAAGUUACUCAAAGUUGCUACUAAAACAGUUUACUUUUGAUCAAUUAACAUUGACUAAUUUGAAAGCCAUUACAAUGAAAACUACGGUUGGACUCAUCUUUUUAUUUUCCGUGAUUAAUGUGGCAUACUCAGCAUCGCUACGAGAGUUGGACUUUAUAAAAAGUCUAUAUUCUCAUGAAGAAAUACCGAUGAUGGUAAUAAAUUACAUGGUGAAUCGACGAAUUGAUCAAGUCAAGACUUUAUCCGAAAAAAAUUUGAUUCUCGACAAUGGAAAAACGUUUUACAAUUAUACUGAACGAUCUUUAAAUUUAUUUCUGGAAUCAAUUUAUUCAAAUGACAAUAGUGAACUUUUUGAGCGUUACUCACGUAUCGUGCAAAUUUUAAGCGAAGGAAACAAGCUGCUGAGAAUUCAUAGUACUGAUUACUUGACUGUGAACUCGGACACUAGUUUCUCAAGAGAUGAACUUCUAGCUAUGAUAGACGCUUAUAUUGAUGACAUUGAGAUGGUUCAAAAGUGUGAAGUACCCUUAGGACGUCCGAAUCGCGUUGAUAUGAAAAUCGUUGAACGUAUAAAGUCAUUGUUCAAUGAAUUGCAAAAUUAUAUUCAUCAUAACGAUAAUAUAUACAUCGUUGAGUCAAUGGAUCUUUCGCAAAAAACAAUGGAUCAGGGUUUGUGGCAAUUCGAAUUCUUGUUGAAUAAAUUUACAACAUCUUUCAUUCAAGUAAAAAAUGGCAAGAUUUUCAACACGUCGAUCCUUCCCAAAAAAAUCUUUCAAAAAAAAUCAACCGCUGCACAAAAAUAUUUUAUAUCUUUUAACAUUAAUACGAGAAGAGAAAUAUGUUUAUGGCCAGUCACUCAAGGAAAUGAAGAAAAUCUUGAAUGCAAUCUUGGACACACCUCUCCUCAAAUCAGAAUGCCGUCCCGAAUGCUGCCAGGUGGCUGAUACUUUGAUCGAAAUUGUAGCAGAAGAUUUUCUUGCGACUGCAGAACACUUAGAGCUCCAAGAUUCUUUACUUUCACUCUUUCUUUGUUCCGUUGACUCUUCUUAAUCCCCUUUCAUUUUCCUAUUUCCGUGCAAAUUUCUGAUAUUGAUAUUUGCAUCUCUUUACUUUUUUUAUAUUGGGUUGUUAAUUAUGGAGGUACCUUAAAUUUUGUAUUUUGCAUCAAUAUAGAUUGUUUAGUUUAAAUUAAAAUUGGAUUUAUUAUGAAAACUGCUCAUUUUUUAUACUAUUAUCUUGUCAUGAAAAUUUCAUUUGAAGAUGUAUUUCUAUUAUUAAUUAUUUUCAUUUUCUUUUUUU